Messenger RNA from Emiliania huxleyi CCMP1516, 944 nucleotides. RefSeq lists its product as hypothetical. Bases 23 to 700 code for a protein of 225 amino acids. The record is from RefSeq and is a predicted model, not a curated record. The transcript is spliced from 2 exons. Lineage: Eukaryota; Haptophyta; Isochrysidales; Noelaerhabdaceae.
CAUUCCGCCGCCGCCAAGUGCCAUGGAGCAGACGAGCGGCGACAUGAACCGCCACUGGCAGGGCGGGGCCCCGCAGGCGGUUCAGGACGAUGGCGUGAAGGACGGGCGCGUUUUCGUCUACCUGACGGCGGACUGGGCGCAGACGAUACCGCCCCCGCCAACCUUCAAAAUCCGCAAGAGGAACAAGGUCCCAAUCAAGGUCGUGGUGCUCGGGCCGGACCACCACCUGCUGCAGUGCACGGCCGUCGUCGUGCUGCGCGGCUCGCAGUGCGGCCCCGUCCACCUGCAGAUCGUGGGCCACGUUCGCGACUGGCUGUGGGCCAACUCGACGCCGAAGCAGACGCGGCGGCUGGUGGAGGGGAGCGGGCCGGUGGACUACAUCAACAUCAUCUGGUGCGCGCCGUCGAGCAUGGCGCUCUACCGCGAGGCGACGCGGGCGCAUGGUCUGUGCGAGUACGAGUGGGGCGCCGACGGGGAGGUGUGGGACGCGUUCUGGUACAUCUACAAGCGGAAUCUGAAGACGCCGUCGUACGCGCACAUCGGGCUCGACACCUCCGCCUCACUCGUCCAGCAGGGCCACGUGACGGGCGAGGUCAAAGCGUGCCUGCGCGGUGCGUGGGAGGCGUCGAUGCAGGAGCACGAUCAGGCGGGCGGCAAGAAGCCCAAGGGCGGCAAAAAGGGGGAAUGUGCCGUCCAGUGAGCGGGGCUGCGAUCGGCGGCGCUGCUGAUGCGUCCGGCGGGCGCAGGCGGGCGAGCGGAAGGCCGUGCGUGCUGUGGGACCUCACAUGACACAUCGGCUGCAAGAGCGCUUAUAGAUAGAGCAUCACAGGCGGUUACCUAGCCCGCACACAUACGUAGUGAUGGAUGGUGCUGCUCCAAAUGAAGAAGCGUGAGUGUAUCCUUUAUGUUAUAACACGGCGGCGCGACGGAGCGGGCCUCGAGAG